Molecule: messenger RNA, 2445 nt
Organism: Sapajus apella (tufted capuchin)
Lineage: Eukaryota; Metazoa; Chordata; Mammalia; Primates; Cebidae
Product: pleckstrin homology domain-containing family G member 1-like
Exons: 5
Coding region: 143-2083 (646 amino acids)
Source: RefSeq, a predicted model, not a curated record
AAGAUCAUGCCACUGCACUCCAGAAUGGGCAACAGAGUGAGAUUCUGUCUCAAAAACAAACAAACAAAAAAACUAAAAUCCAUAGAAAUCUACAUUAGUCAUAACUGUUUUCUGAGACGUCCCAGACACCGCAGUCCUGCUGAUGCUCAUGGUCAUCUUCACAGACUAUCCAGGCUUCUGUUACAGUCCUGAGGGAGACGCGAAAGCAUUCUCUGGCUCUAAAGAAGGUUCUGCUCCGCAUCGGCUGAGAAGAAAAUCGGAACCUUCCUCACGAUCACAUAAAGUUUUGAAGACCAGUGAAACAACACAAGACAUCCGAAAGGUUUCUAGAGAGGAAGGAUCUCCCCAGCUGACUUCAGCAAGGCCAUCUCCUGCCCAGAGAAACAGUCAGCCUAGCAGUUCUGCCAUGAUCAACGUGCUUCGAGCAGGUGGAGCCAUCAGAAACAUCUGGACUGAUCACCAGAUCAGGCAAGCCUUGUUUCCUAGCCGACGGUCCCCGCAGGAGAACGAGGACGACGAAGAUGAUUAUCAGAUGUUCGUGCCAUCCUUUUCCUCUUCAGAUCUAAACUCUACCAGACUCUGUGAAGACAGCACUUCUAGUCGCCCUUGCAGCUGGCAUAUGGGACAGAUUGAGUCCACUGAGACCUCCAGCUCUGGUCACAGGGUUGUCAGGCGGGCCAGCAGUGCUGGGGAGAGCAACACCUGCCCUCCUGAAAUAAGAACUAGUGACAGAACGAGGGAACUGCAGAACGGCCUCAAAACAGAAGGGCAGGAGGAGAGGACUCCCUUUGGGUCAUCCGUAGAGUUGACUAUUGAUGACAUAGACCAUGUCUAUGAUAACAUCAGUUAUGAGGACUUAAAACUGAUGGCUGCUAAGCGGGAGGAAGCUGAAUCCACUCCCUCCAAAUCAGUCCGGGACUCCGUUCGCCCCAAGAGCACCCCAGAGCUAGCCUUCACGAAGAGGCAAGCUGGCCACAGUAACGGCUCUCUUUACGCACAAAAGGAUGGCGCGCUUUCAGGUGGAGAGGCAUCCAGCCAGAGCACGCGUGAACUCCAGGUGGUUGAGGAGAACAUCUACGAUACCAUAGGGCGCCCACGUCCUCUGUCGCUGGGUUUUAAGUCCAGCGGCCUAAAACUUGCCAAGCGGAGCAGCUUUUUGGAUCUGGAGGCCGACUUCGUGUGUUGUGACAGCCUGAGGCCAUUUGUUUCCCAAGGUAGCCUCCAGUUCAGUGAGGACGAAGCUCCUUACCACCAGGCCUCCCCCUAUCAUGAAUAUCUGACUUUCCUCUAUGACUCCACCAGCUGUAACUUCUCCACGCCCGAGAAGUCUGUAUCUGAUCAACUGUCCGAAGAAGUCGAUGAAAUCUGGAAUGACCUGGAAAAUUACAUCAAGAAAAACGAAGACAAGGCCAGAGACCGUCUCCUUGCAGCGUUUCCUGUGAGCAAGGAUGACGUGCCGGACAGGCUGCACGCAGAGAGCACCCCUGAGCUGAGCCGGGACGCGGGGCGCGCUGUGUCCACACUGUCCCUGCCUGAGAGCCAGGCUCUCCUCACGCAUGUGAAGAGCAGGCCCGGCAGAGCCAGCCGCGCCAACUGUCCCUUUGAGGAAGACCUCAUUUCUAAAGAAGACUCCUUUCUGAGCCUCAACCGGAUCUCUCUGGCCAGUGAGAUGCCCCUCAUGGACAAUCCCUACGACCUGGCCGGCUGUGGCCUGUCUCAAACAGACCCAGAAAACCCUGACCCGGGGCUGGAGGCCAUAGAUAAGACAAAAAGCAGGGUGUUUAUGAUGGCUCGGCAGUACAGUCAGAAGAUUAAGAAGGCAAAUCAACUUUUAAAAGUGAAAAGUCCGGAACUGGAGCAGCCGCCAGCCAGCCAGCAUCAGAAAUCUGUGCACAAAGACCUGGCUGCCAUCUUGGAAGAGAAGAAGCAAGGAGGGCCCGCCAUUGGACGUCGUAAUCGAAUGGACCGAUUCUCCAGACUUCUCCGAGUGGGCCUUGCCGCUUUGCCAGGAGCUUGCUCUCGGUGCUGUGCGGAAGGAGGAGCAUCUUACUCACCUGCCGAAACUCUCGAGCAUCUUUAUUGAACUCUCUAGCCGGGGUCUCCAGGCCCCAGGUCCAAUUUCCGCCUAUAAAUCACCCAACCAGGUCCAGUUGCUCCCACAUCUUAGCAUGUGGCCUGUCAUAGCAUGCUGGCCAUCUUGAUCCAUCAGACCUCCCUCUGGAUAGGCAUUGAGACAAAGGAGGCCUUUGGGUUUCUGGGUAUUUGGUGAUAUUUCACAUGGGAGAAAACUCCAUACAGGCUUAAGAAAUGUUCCUCCCGUGUAGAGUAAGGAAGGCACAAUUUUAUGCUUUUGUCUACAGCUCGAGCAACAUCAGAAACGUUGAUUUUAAUCCUCUGUCUAGAAAACAGUAUGUUCGAUAUUUCCCUUGGCAAAGAUUAUUCUAA